AAUUUGCCACGUCACGUGAGCAUCCGACGUGGCACCGUCAUUCCACUGAAAUUCAUACGCCCUUCUUUUAGGCACUUUCCGCUUAAACUCUCAUAAAAACUCGCUCUUGAGCGAUCGCAAGUCCUUGAAGAAUAGAAAUUUUGCAGAAAAACCUGAAAACAAAUUUAUUGAAGGAAUUAAUUUUAAUAGUUUUUUUUUAGCUUUUUUUAGGGGGAAAUGAAUGGGGAUAGGAAAGGAUUUGAAGAAGAUGUGAAAAUGGAGAAAUUGGUGUUCAUGUGGGGGUAUUUGCCGGGGGCAUUGCCUCAGAGGUUGCCACUACUGUCCCCAGUGGUGGUGCGGCUACCGCCGUCGAGUAGCGUCGGAACUUCCUGGAAGGAUGUCUGUGGUGGUGGUUGUGGUUUUGCCAUGGCCAUUUCAGACUCUGGAAAGCUGAUUACUUGGGGCUCAACAGAUGAUUUAGGUCAAAGCUUUGUGACAUCUGGGAAACAUGGGGAAAAACCAGAGCCUUUUCCACUUCCUACUGAGACCCCAAUAGUGAAAGCUGCUGCCUGUUGGGCGCACUGUGUUGCCAUAACGGAGAGUGGGGAAGUUUACACUUGGGGAUGGAAAGAGUGUGUUCCCUCUGGAAAGGUAUUUGGGAGCCCAUCAAUUGGGUUAAGCAUAGAGAAGGAUGUAUUUGAGAAACAGAGUUUAUUGACUGAGCAAGUGAGUCCUCGUUCCCAGGGAUCAAGAACCAGUGGUGGAACCCUCUUUGGUAGUGACAGUAGAGGCGGGGACAAGACUACAAAGCGGAGAAGGGGAUCACCAGCUAAGCACUCAGCUGAAAGCUCAUCAUCAGGUGAUGAAACUCUUUCAGCAUUGCCAUGUUUAGUAACAUUUAACCCAGGAGUAAGGAUUACCACUGUUGCUGCUGGUGGACGGCAUACACUUGCGUUGUCAGGUAAGUCAUUUUGUGACCUUGUUCUAUUGCAACAUACCACUUCAAGCUCUCAAAAGUUCAAAAGCAGGAUAUAUAUAUCUUAUCAUUUCUUGGAAGUUUCAGAUAUAGGACAGGUGUGGGGUUGGGGAUACGGAGGUGAAGGGCAGCUGGGAUUGGGUUCUCGAAUCCGAAUGGUGUCCUUUCCACAUCCUGUACCCUGCAUUGAUUCCUCUUUCACCAGGGAUCACUCUAUGAAACUUUCUCGUGGGAGCAGGGGUUCAGACGGUCAAGGUUUUAGAGUUCCUGGAAAUUAUAUUAAAGGAAUUGCAUGUGGUGGAAGACACAGUGCGGUAAUUACGGAUGCUGGAGCACUUUUAACCUUCGGCUGGGGAUCAUAUGGACAGUGUGGACAAGGAAGUAUAGAUGAUGAGCUAAGUCCUACUUGCGUAUCUGCCUUGCUUGGAAUUAGGAUAGAAGGUGUUGCUGCAGGGCUUUGGCAUACUGUCUGCAUUUCUGCUGAUGGCGACGUAUAUGCAUUUGGCGGGAAUCAGUUUGGUCAGUUAGGAACUGGUGCUGAUCAAGCCGAGACAUUUCCGCGACUCGUGGAUGCUCCGAGUUUGGAGAAUGUGAAUGCAAAGUUUGUAUCGUGUGGAGCCCGUCACAGUGCUGUAGUCACAGAUGACAAAAUAUUUUGCUGGGGAUGGAACAAGUAUGGUCAGCUUGGUUUGGGAGAUGUGAUUGAUCGCAAUAUUCCUACUCAAGUUCCAAUUGAUGGAUUCAUUCCAAGAAAAGUUGCAUGUGGCUGGUGGCACACUCUUCUGCUUGCUGAAUCACCCACUUGAAAGUCUUUUUUCCGAUGGCUUGGUCACAAUUUUGUUAGGUAGAAGUUUCCUAUCAAUGGUGUUAACAGGGUUCUAAGUUAUAUGUAUAUGUACAUACAGUAGCUUAGUAUCCACAUGUAAUCAUUCUUUAAUCUUAGAGGUCUUUGACGGAUCAUCUCUAUAAUCAUUGUGAUAGAUAGAAAAUGGUGUGCGGUGGUGAAGAUGAUGAAUCUCCAUUGUGUAUAUUGUAUAUUCUUAUUGUUGCAUGUUGUUAAGCUUUCUCAUGUAUGUAACUGAUACUCAUUAUGCAGUUGUUUAUAUAUGUGAUUUACUUGAUCAUGUUCAA
Molecule: messenger RNA, 2086 nt
Organism: Olea europaea var. sylvestris
Lineage: Eukaryota; Viridiplantae; Streptophyta; Magnoliopsida; Lamiales; Oleaceae
Product: ultraviolet-B receptor UVR8-like
Exons: 10
Coding region: 217-1761 (514 amino acids)
Source: RefSeq, a predicted model, not a curated record